ACUGCUCUCUUUUCUUUCUCAGCUUAUUCUUUCGCUUUCAUCUCCCAUAUCCAAACAUGGCUUAUGGCACUCUUGAAGUUGUUCUCGUUGAUGCCAAAACCUCCACAACACUGCUGGUCUUCUCGGUAAAAUGGAUCCCUAUGUCAUUUUCUCUGUGAAGACCCAAGAGAAAAGAAGCACUGUGGCCAAAGGGCAAGGAGUUAACCCAGAAUGGAACGAAAGCUUCUUAUUCACUGUGACUGAUGAUGUGACCGAACUUCGUUUGAAGAUCAUGGACAAAGAUACCUUGUCCUCUGAUGAUUUUGUUGGAGAAGCAACCAUUCCCCUAGACCCAGCAUUGUUCAUUCACGGCAGCCUUCCACCGACUUCAUACAAUGUUGUCAACAAGCACCAGAAACAUCGCGGAGAAAUCAAACUUGGACUCAAUUUCACUCCUGAUCCUCAUCAGAACUAUUGAAGAACCUUUUCCUUCUAAACCUAUGUAUGCUGGUGCUGCUGAGGAGAGAGCUGUAUACGGGGCAUGGAAACCAUUAUCAACUUUCUAAGAACCACACAGCACACAGUGUAAUAUUGAAUAAUCUGCUCAUUUCCGCAGUCUGAGAGAAUAAUAAAAAGCUUAUUUUACUAG
This is a messenger RNA of Fragaria vesca subsp. vesca, 628 nucleotides long. Its product is annotated as elicitor-responsive protein 3-like. The record is from RefSeq and is a predicted model, not a curated record. Lineage: Eukaryota; Viridiplantae; Streptophyta; Magnoliopsida; Rosales; Rosaceae. The coding region runs from base 131 to 457 and encodes 108 amino acids. The transcript has 5 exons.